CGCUUUUGUCGCUUACAAUUGGAUUUCUUUUUGGGCAACAACUAAAUCCCAAGCAAUGUCCCCAAUUUGACAAUUACCGUGUCAUCAUCCUCGUAAAGAACCUCAACACAAGUACUGUACACUGAAUUCAACAAUAUGUCCGGUGGUUCUUCACUUCUGGAUUCACUGUUCCAACGUUCUUUAGAAGACUUAAUCAAAGGUCUCCGUCUCUACAUCGGCGACGAAUCCUCCUUCAUCUCCAAAUCCCUGGAUGAAAUCCGUAAGGAAAUCAAAUCAACAGAUCAACAAACCAAAGCCACUGCUCUCCAAAAACUCACUUACCUCCACUCCUUAUAUGGCAUCGACAUGUCUUUUGCUGCCUUCCACGCAAUCGAACUUUCAUCCUCACAACACUUCAAUUUUAAACGCAUUGCUUAUCUGGCAGCAUCUCUAUCGUUCGAUCCGUUAACUACUGACGUCAUCCUCUUGCUGACUCAUCAGUUACGUAAAGACCUUCAAUCACAUAAUUCGCAUGAAGUAAGUCUUGCUUUACAUGCCAUUUAUUAUAUUUGUACACCUGAUUUAGCUAGGGAUUUAACACCUGAAGUGUUUAUUUUACUUAAUAGUAGUAAAGGGAAUAUUAGGAAGAAAGCUAUUGCUCUUGUUUUGAGGUUAUUUGAGUUGUUUCCGGAUUCGGUUAGGGUUUGUUUUAAGAGAUUGGUCGAAAAUUUGGAGAAUAAUGAUUUGGGGAUUGUAUGUGCUGUUGUUGGUGUAUUUUGUGAGCUUGCUUGUAAAGAACCCAAGUCGUAUUUACCGUUAGCGCCUGAGUUUUAUAAGAUAUUGGUCGAUUCGAGGAAUAAUUGGCUGUUGAUUAAGGUUUUGAAGAUUUUCGUGAAGUUGGCUCCGUUGGAACCGAGGUUGGGGAAGAGGUUGGUGGAGCCGAUUUGCGAUCAUUUGAAGAGAACGGGGGCGAAGUCGUUGGCUUUUGAGUGUGUGAGGACGAUUGUUAGUAGUUUUAGUGAGCAUGAGAGUGCGGUGAGGCUUGCUGUUGGGAAGAUUAAGGAGUUUUUUAAUGAAGAUGAUCCGAAUCUUAAGUAUCUUGGUUUGCAAGCACUUACUAUUGUUGCGCCGAAGCAUUUGUGGGCGGUUAUGGAGAAUAAGGAUUUUGUGAUUAAAUCGUUAAGUGAUGCGGAUGUGAAUAUUAAACUUGAGGCGUUGCAGCUUGUUUUGGCUAUGGUUAGUGAGGAUAAUGUGGUGGAUUUUUGCAAGGUUUUGAUUAAUUAUGCUCUUAAGUCAGACCCGGAGUUCUGUAAUGAGAUUUUGGGUUGCAUCUUGUUGACUUGUUCAAAAAAUGUGUAUGAGAUAAUUGUGGAUUUCGAUUGGUAUGUGUCACUUCUUGGGGAAAUGGUGAGAAUUCCGCACUGUCAGAAGGGGGAGGAAAUAGAGAACCAGCUUGUGGAUAUAGGUAUGAGAGUUAAAGAUGCAAGACCGGAACUUGUUCGAGUUGGCCGUGAUUUGCUAAUUGAUCCUGCAUUGCUUGGCAAUCCUUUCCUACACAGGAUUUUAUCAGCAGCUGCUUGGGUGUCAGGGGAGUAUGUUCAAUUUUCAAAAAAUCCAUCUGAAAUUGUGGAAGCACUACUGCAACCAAGAACCAGUUUAUUGCCAUCAUCAAUAAAAGCUGUAUAUAUUCAGUCUGCAUUCAAAGUACUAACCUUGUAUCUGCAUUACUCUAUUUCUACCAAGGGAGUUAUUUCUUCAGCUUUCCAAGGCGUGGCAGAUCUGAUGCAGGAGAAUUCUCAGGUUGUAAGAACUGGACCAGUUGCUGAUAGUGACACAGAGAGUUUUGAGGAUAUGUCUAUUACUCAUGAGUGGUUUCCCUCAACUUCCUUAAAGGUGGAGCCAAUCACUGAAGAAUCUAUCAUUAACAUAUUAAAUCUUGUAGAAAUAACGUUGGGGCCACUAGCAGGAAGCCAUGAGGUCGAGCUACUGGAGAGAUCAAGAAAUGUCCUUGGUUUGGUUGAACUGAUAAGAGAAGAAUUACCUGGUUACUUGGUGAAAAGGGAAGAAGAUAAUGACAAGGGACAAAGGAAGACUCAUGAAAUGAUCAAACUAAUUGCUGAAGCCUUUUCGGAAGAGCUUGGUCCAGUUUCAGCAAGUUCUCAGGAAAAGGUACCUAUGCCCGAAGGAAUGGUGCUUAAUCAAAGUCUGGAUGAUCUGGAUGCCAUAUGUGGUGACUUUGGGUUGCAUAUACCUACUUCUUUCUCCCUUGGAAGAUCCAUUUCCUCAGAAAAGGAUGAUGUUACCAUGUCUGAUCGACAAAGUAAGGAAGAAUUGGAAUCAACUGAAUCAACAUCUCUUCUUGCUGAGCAUCGCAAACGCCAUGGGCUAUAUUAUUUACAGUCACAGAAAAAGGAGAUGGUAUAUGAUGAUUAUCCACCUGCUAACGACCUUAAGACUGGAAGUAAUGCUGACGAUGAGGCUGAUGAUCUGAUUAAGCUGACAGAACAAUCUCUAUUCACUAAGAAAAAGGCAAAUCAAGCAAGGCCUAGGCCAGUAGUGGUGAAACUGGAUGAUGGGGAUGGGCCUUUUAUCUCUGCCAAAAAGGUAGAGUUAAAAGAUGACCUAAUCUCUGGUGCUGUGAGAGAUGUUCUUUUAGGUGAUGAAGCAACAUCAUCAUCACGAACUAAGAAGUCUGACAAGUCAUCAAGUAAGAGAAGACAGAAGGGCAAGUUGGAUAUAGACAAGUCUUCCGGACCAAAAGAGGAUUCUAAAUCAAUGGAGAGUUCUGAACUAGAAAAUGCAAAUUUGAGAAAAAGCAAACUCCAUUCUCGUGGUAAAGAGAAGAAACAUAGAAGUACUGCAAAAGAUAGAGAUGAACAUGAAGAGGGAGAUAAGCAGAAGGUUAGCCAUCACCAUGGCAAGCAUAAAUCCCGACAAAGGGCGGAUGGGGCUCUAACAUUAGCAGCACAAUCAAAUGUUAUUCCUGAUUUUCUUUUGUAGCAAUGAGGGCUGGGAUCUUGAUCAUCAAUAUGAUAAAUUUGAUCACUACGGCUUAGGUGAGUUUCUUCUGUACAUUACACUUCAUUCUUUUUUCUGUUUUAGUUACUUGUUAUACUUGCAAUUGGUGAAGUGGGUUUUCUCCAUCUUUUCUGGUUUUUACUGUGUGAAAUCUCUUUUUUGGGAAGGGUAUAUCUUUGACUUCUUAACACUUUGUACAAGGAAACCUUUACAAGGCCUUGACCGGUUAUGAUCCUUUGGUUCUAUUUGUUUUUC
Messenger RNA from Lycium barbarum (goji berry), 3252 nucleotides. RefSeq names its product AP-3 complex subunit delta. Gene Ontology annotation, biological process: Golgi to vacuole transport; protein targeting to vacuole. Gene Ontology annotation, cellular component: membrane coat; AP-3 adaptor complex; endosome membrane. The coding region runs from base 136 to 2979 and encodes 947 amino acids. The record is from RefSeq and is a predicted model, not a curated record. NCBI's taxonomy places the organism in Eukaryota, Viridiplantae, Streptophyta, Magnoliopsida, Solanales, Solanaceae. The transcript has a single exon.